This is a messenger RNA of Talaromyces atroroseus, 1557 nucleotides long. RefSeq lists its product as hypothetical. Gene Ontology annotation, cellular component: membrane. The coding region runs from base 1 to 1557 and encodes 518 amino acids. Gene Ontology annotation, molecular function: transmembrane transporter activity. The transcript is spliced from 7 exons. Gene Ontology annotation, biological process: transmembrane transport. The record is from RefSeq and is a predicted model, not a curated record. NCBI's taxonomy places the organism in Eukaryota, Fungi, Ascomycota, Eurotiomycetes, Eurotiales, Trichocomaceae.
AUGACCGCCCUGCCUCCUUCUGGACCCCCGUCGUCUGGGAACGACGAGCUCAAAGACGAGAAGACCAUCGGCCUCACUGAAGAGAGCUUCUCGGGCAGCGAGUAUGAACGCUAUCUCACCUUGCACGAGGCCUUUGAGGGCUCCGGCAAGAAGAAGCUGCUUCGCAAGCUUGAUCUUCGUCUGCUGCCAACUUUGAGUUUCUUGUACUUGAUGUGCUCUCUCGACAAAGCAAAUGCCGGAAAUGCCAAGCUCUUCGGUUUCUUGGAGGAUGUCGGCAUGACUUCGACGCAAUUCAAUCUUGCGUUGAUGUACUUCUUCUUCACCUAUGGACUGUGGGAGCCGGUAUCCAACAUUCUCCUCCGUAAAUUCGGCCCCAAAAUCUGGUUCCCUUUCAUUGUCACUGCAUGGGGUCUCGUCUCUACAUUGACCUCUCAGGUCAGCAGCUACGGCGGCUUUAUUGCGAUCCGUCUUGUCCUUGGCAUUACUGAGGCUGGUCUGUAUCCCGGAUCAUAUUUCAUUCUGUCCAUGUGGUAUACCCCCAAGGAGCUUGCUACCCGCAUGGCCAUCUUCUACGGCGCCAAUACCGCUGCAGGAGCUUUCGGUGGUGUGAUUGCCUAUGGUGUUGGUAAUCUCGACGGUGCAAUGGGAUGGAGAGCGUGGAAAUGGUUGUUUUUGAUCGAGGGAGUCAUCACCAUGUUUGCGGGUCUUUGCUGUUUUGUGCUUCUACCGGGAUUUCCACAUCAGUACGACAAAAAGGUCAGCCACUGGCUGAAACCCGAAGAGCUUGACUACGCGACUCUGCGCGUCAAGUACGCCAACGGACCCGAGCCACCAACCUAUGAGUUCCGAUGGAGCGAUGUUAUUGCCGCGGCCAAGGACAAGAAGACUUGGUUCAUGAUGAUGCUCUUCUGGUGGGGAGGCUCUGUGCCUACAUACUCUCUCUCGUACACUCUGCCCACGAUGGUGAAGAAUCUGGGAUACAGCGACGUCAAAGCGCAGGCCAUGACAACGCCUCCGUAUAUCUUCGCCACUUGCGUUUGCGUAACUGUUGGAUGGCUUAGCGACAAGUACCAGAAACGGUAUUUCUGCAUUAUGGGCUCCUAUACCCUGGGAAUGAUCGGAAUCAUCAUUCUCUGGAUUACCACGCAUUACCCACACAUUUCCGGUGUCAGCUACUUUGCCAUUUUUCUUGCUGCAGCCGGAUACUCGGCCCAGGCUCCGAUUGUCGGUGCAUGGACCAGUGUCAACGUGCCCAACCCCUCCAAGCGAGCCGCAGCUAUCGGUCUGAUGAUGCUUCUUGGAAGUGUUGGCGGAGGCAGCAUCGGUUCGAACAUCUACCUCGCCGACGAAGCACCCACGUAUCCCCUGGGCUUCGGCUUUUCAGUCGGUGCUACUGUCCUCGGCGCCAUGAUCCCAGCCACUAUUCAUUGGUACCUGCUCCGUCGCGAGAACAAGCGUCGUGAUGCCCUCGAUACGGCGGCUGUGGAGACGCAGUACACGACCGAUGAGUUGGGUGAGAUGGGUGAGGACUCGCCUUUGUUCCGGUUCACACUGUGA